CUAACUUCAUUAUUAUAUUUUCUUUAUUCAUACCAAACACCCCCUUUUCAAUAUAUUCACAUUUUUUUUCUUUCUUUUAAUCUUGUCAUUGGCCAUGAGGCCAAGAAUGCUAUUUCCAACUUCAAACCAAACAACAAAUUGCCAUAAUAUUUGUGACUCAACAUGUCCUUAUGGAUGCUAUCCAUACCCUAAUAUGAACUAUUACAUGUCAGCACCACCACCAGCACCAAUCGAAUCGAGCAACAAAGUUGUUCAAAACAUUUUACCUUAUAUUAUUAUAUCCAUCGCGUUAUUUGUUAGCUUGUUCCUACUCGUUAGCUACUACAUAAUCAUCGUAAGAAAUUGCUCGAAUUGGAAUCGUAGAAGAACGAGAGGAGAAGGCGAUAACGAUGAGUUGAUUAUUGAUCAUCCAAUUUGGUACAUCAAUACUAUGGGAAUUGAGGCUUGUUUAAUCAAUUUGAUUACAAUUUUCAAGUACAAAACAGGGGAUGGUUUAAUUGAUGGAACAGAGUGCUCUGUUUGUUUGAAUGAAUUUCAAGAUGAUGAGUCACUUAAGUUGUUACCUAAAUGUAACCAUGCCUUUCACAUCGAUUGUAUCGAUAUGUGGCUUAGAUCACACGUUAAUUGCCCGUUGUGUCGUGCUCCUAUCAUCUCCAACACUGUUGUUGCACCCGUGGGAUCAUCAAUAAUCGUUCCCAUAUCGAGUACUAAUAAUGAUAUUGGUUCACAAAGAGAUGUUGUUAUUGUAGAAAUGAACGACAACAAUGAGGCUAGAGAAGGGGAAUUUCAAGAAAACGAUGAUCAUGAUGAACGUCCUGAAACAUCGAAAAAAGAUGUUGAAAUAUUACAAAAAAUGCGAAGGUCAGUAUCUAUGGAUUCUUCAAUUGCUACAAAUAUAGGACUACAAAGUGAAAAAAGAUGUGUUGAGACAAAAAGGAAUGAGGGAACAAGUUCAAAUUCAAGAAUCCAAAGGGUCAUGGACAGUGCUUCUUCAAUGAAGAGAUCAUUUUCUUAUGGUGGGAGGUCAUUUUUUUCGAAAAGUAAGAGAAAUGAGUCGUGCUCGGAGCUCUAAUGUGGAGUCCGAACAGACAAAAAAAAGAAGAAGAUGAGAGACAUGGUAAUUGAUGUAAGGACUGAAGUCUUACUGAGACUUGCACUUUGUUGUACAACUUCAAGAUCAUUUGUAAUGUUUUGUGCCACAA
Solanum tuberosum (potato) is the source of this 1202-nucleotide messenger RNA. RefSeq names its product RING-H2 finger protein ATL54. The record is from RefSeq and is a predicted model, not a curated record. The coding region runs from base 95 to 1072 and encodes 325 amino acids. Lineage: Eukaryota; Viridiplantae; Streptophyta; Magnoliopsida; Solanales; Solanaceae. Gene Ontology annotation, molecular function: transferase activity. The transcript has a single exon. Gene Ontology annotation, biological process: protein ubiquitination.